Carassius carassius (crucian carp) is the source of this 2709-nucleotide messenger RNA. Its product is annotated as erythroid transcription factor-like. NCBI's taxonomy places the organism in Eukaryota, Metazoa, Chordata, Actinopteri, Cypriniformes, Cyprinidae. Gene Ontology annotation, biological process: negative regulation of transcription by RNA polymerase II; positive regulation of transcription by RNA polymerase II; cell fate commitment. Gene Ontology annotation, molecular function: zinc ion binding; RNA polymerase II cis-regulatory region sequence-specific DNA binding; DNA-binding transcription factor activity, RNA polymerase II-specific. The record is from RefSeq and is a predicted model, not a curated record. Gene Ontology annotation, cellular component: nucleus. Bases 777 to 2258 code for a protein of 493 amino acids. The transcript has 6 exons.
UGGACAUCUUUAGAACGAUUGCAGCAUUUGUCUCUAUUUGCAUUAGUGUAAUCAGCUCAACUGUCCUCUUGUGUUACAUAUUAAGCUGCGCUUUGCAUCUUUUAUUGGCUCCACUUUCCCUUUUGUUCCACUGGUGGUUUGGCUUCUAUCAAAAUUUUUAUUUAUGUUUUACGAUGGUUAGAAUUGAUAGAAUUUAUAGCAAGUUUAGUUAAAGGGAUAGUUCAUGCAAAAAGAAAUACUGUCAUUAUUUGCUCAUUCUUACAUUGUUCCAAACCUUUUUGUUUUUCUUUCUUCUGUGGAACACAAAAUAUAUUUAGAAAUUUCUUGUCCAUACAGUGAAAGCCAAUGGAGACCAAAUUUCUUCUUUUGUGCUCCACAAAAGAAAGUCAAACAGGUUUGGAAUGGCAUUGGGGUGAGUGAUGUAGAUGUGAUUCGAUUAUUUUCAUAUUUUAAGUUUGGUUAUUUCUUUAAAUUGAGUUUUAUAUGCCUUAUACUUUAAGUAUAAUUGUAAAAUAGUUUAAAGCUUAUAUUUGAGAAUUUACUCAAAUGUUCUUGAUGAAUUAGGUUCAACUUCCACAUAGAAACCUUUCUGUGUUUUAGCAGAUCUGAGAAUUAGAUGUUGGUCUUUAUACUCUAUGUUGGCUUUGCAUAUUUGUAAUUCUCAUUUGCAGUGUAGACUGAUGUGGCAUAUUUCCAGACUUUUUUGUGCAUUUGAACUUAUGAGACACACCAUUUGCUGAAGCUGACCUGUUUGUGGCUCCACCCACUGUCCCCACAUGUCUAACCUCAAUCACCCACAAUGCCAGAGCACAGAAAUCUUCACAUCUUCAUACAGUUCUGACCAUCAGCGGUGCUCAUUUUUGUCACAGACACCUGUCCUGAAGACCAAACUGAUAAGCUCAGUACAAAAGGAGAUCCUGACAGACAUGGAGACCUCCGCUGAACAAGCUCGCUGGGUUUCCUCCUCCAUGGUAUCAUCAGAAGUGAUGCCCACUUACCCACCUGACUCCAGCUAUAUGGUCCACACUGAGGAGGGUUCAGUGUACCCCUACACCGAUGCCGAUCACAGCAGCCUGCCCUCUUUAUUCAGCAGCCCUGUCAAUGGUCGUCCAUCUGGAGCUUUUCAAACCAGCUCAGUAUAUCCCGUUUACUCUUCUCCAUUCCUGGGAAACCUGUCCUGGCUGGAAAGUUCGAACGGCCCAUCUCUAACCAACCUCUUCCCAUCCUCCCCAUCAUCCUGGCACAGCAGUGCGUUUUCCUCAUCCUUCCACGGCUCCACGCCUCUCUCCUCUGCCAGAGCGCCUCGUUCUGCCCUUCCCUCCCUUAUCCAGGACCAAAAGGACACCCUUAUUGUGCAGGAGAGCAUGAAAGGACAGAGGCUGAGUCCUCCUGGAGGUGGGGAAGCGUUUGGCGGUGUGUUUUCCCCCUCAUUGACCAGUGUGUAUGCGCAGACACACUCCUCAAAAACACACUCGCAGUCACUGAGCCACUACAGUCCCUAUGGGAGCUUCACAGAGAACUACAACAGUUCACUUCUCUACACACCCUCGUCCUUCUCACCCAAAUUAUGCAGCAAGAUGAAACUCUCUCCUUUAGUGGCGACAGAGCCACGUGAGUGUGUGAACUGUGGGGCCACUGCAUCCCCUCUGUGGCGGCGUGAUGGAACGGGACACUACCUCUGCAAUGCCUGCGGUCUGUACCACAAGAUGAAUAGACAGAACAGACCCCUCAUCCGACCCAAAAAGAGACUGGUCAUCAGUAAGCGAACAGGAACUCAAUGUGCGAACUGUCAGACCAGCACCACCACGCUGUGGAGACGCAACACCAGCGGAGAGCCCGUGUGUAACGCUUGCGGACUCUAUUUCAAGCUUCACAAUGUGAACAGACCGCUCACUAUGAAGAAGGAAGGCAUCCAGACGCGCAACCGUAAGAUGUCUAGCAAGAACAGGAAAGGGAAGAAGUUUAGCGCCACAGAGGAGAAUCUGUAUUUUUCAAAGAAUCCUGCAUCUGAUCAGCAUUUUGACUUGUAUUCUCAGAGUCCAGGAGCUCUGGGCGUCUACAGCCACUCAUCCCAUUCACUGCCGCCCACCGCUGCCUUCCACGCCCAGCCUGCCCUACCCAUGCCACCCACCAGCUGCCAUCUUACCCAGCAUGGUGUGACGGGAAUCAUGUUGUACAAAACACUCCCAGCUGCCCAGCCAUGUGUAAACAUACUCAGUAAAAACAUGCUUGAAAACUUAACAGAUGUAGAUGCAUGAAAAAAACAUGUUGCCCUAAAAAUAUUUGGAUGCUUAAGUCACACAUGAUGUCGGAAUCUCAAUCCACUGUAUAGAAAACAUAAAAUCAUGUGCGUUUAUUUUAAAGAAAGACAGAACAAACCCACUUUACAAGUUUGUUAGAUUUGAAAAGCUUGAAAGAUUAAAACUAUUAUGAAGCAUGUGGUAAAGCGUUAGUGGAACAUGUCCACAGUUAUAAAACUACAUGAACAUUUUGACAAAGGUUUGGGGUUCCGAAAGGUAUAUGUUUUUUAAGAAAUGAAUACUUCUAUUCAGCAAGGAUGCAUUAGAUUGAUCAAAAGUGACAGUAAAGACAUUUAUAAUGUUACAAAAAUGCUCUUCUUAUGACCUUUUUAUCCAUCAGAGAAUCCUGAAAAAAAGUAUUGCAGUGUCUACAAAAAUGUAAAGCAGCAAAACUGUUUCAACAUGGAUA